CCAGGCUAUGGCAAAACUGCUGGUGCUCACCCUCGCGGGGCUGGCAGUCGCUCUCUUCAAAGGCCACCAGUCUUCUUACCAAACAAGAUUUGCUGCUUCUCGUGAAGUAACUCCAGUGGAACCUCCUAACUGUAAUUUCAUUAAAGGAGUCGAAAAUGGUGCUGAAGAUUUAGAGAUACUGCCCAAUGGACUGGCUUUCCUCAGCACUGGAUUAAAAUAUCCUGGGAUAAAGAGUUUUGCACCUGAUAAUCCUGGCAAAAUACUUCUGAUGAACCUGAACGAAGAAGAUCCAGCAGUAUCUGAAUUGCAAAUUAGAGGAAGUAAAUUUGAUUUAUCUUCAUUUAACCCUCAUGGGAUUAGUACAUUCACUGAUGAAGAUAAUACUGUGUACCUGCUGGUGGUGAACCAUCCAAACUUCAAGACCACAGUGGAGUUGUUUAAAUUUCAAGAAGGAGAAAAAUCACUUUUGCAUCUGAAAACCAUUAGACACGAACUUCUGCCUAAUGUGAAUGAUAUUGUUGCUGUAGGACCUGAGCACUUUUAUGCAACAAAUGACCACUUCUUUACUGAUUCAUAUUUACGAUCCUGGGAGGUAUACUUGGGUUUGGCGUGGUCCUAUGUUGUUUUCUACAGUCCAGAUAAAGUUCAAGUGGUGGCAGAAGGAUUUGAUUUUGCAAAUGGAAUAAGCAUUUCACCUGAUAGCAAGUAUGUCUAUAUAGCUGAAUUCUUGGCUCAUAAGAUUCAUGUGUAUGAAAAGCACGCUAAUUGGACUUUAACUCCAUUGAAGUCCCUGGCCUUUGACACCCUCGUGGAUAACCUUUCAGUGGAUCCAGCAACAGGGGAUCUUUGGGUGGGUUGUCAUCCCAAUGGUGCGAAGAUCUUCUCCUAUGAUCCAGAGAAUCCUCCUGGCUCAGAGGUGCUUCGAAUCCAGAACAUUUUAACAGAAGAACCCAAAGUGACUGUGGUUUAUGCGGAAAAUGGCACCGUGUUGCAGGGGAGCACGGUCGCCUCUGUGUACAAAGGGAAGCUGCUGAUUGGCACUGUGUUCCAUAAAGCUCUGUACUGUGAGCUCUGACAGCCUCUUCUCAUGAUCUAAAGGGCCACAGUGAUCCCAGUUAAAUUUGAGAUCUGGCCCAUUGGGAAAUAUAAUUUAACAUAAUAAUUAGGAGGCAUGAGGGUGCCCUUGGCAGGGAGGAGAACUUGAGAA
Dipodomys ordii (Ord's kangaroo rat) is the source of this 1207-nucleotide messenger RNA. RefSeq names its product paraoxonase 1 (gene Pon1). NCBI's taxonomy places the organism in Eukaryota, Metazoa, Chordata, Mammalia, Rodentia, Heteromyidae. Gene Ontology annotation, molecular function: aryldialkylphosphatase activity; arylesterase activity. The transcript is spliced from 9 exons. Bases 8 to 1075 code for a protein of 355 amino acids. Gene Ontology annotation, cellular component: extracellular region. The record is from RefSeq and is a predicted model, not a curated record.